Molecule: messenger RNA, 1107 nt
Organism: Vigna unguiculata (cowpea)
Lineage: Eukaryota; Viridiplantae; Streptophyta; Magnoliopsida; Fabales; Fabaceae
Biological process (GO): proteolysis
Molecular function (GO): nucleic acid binding; aspartic-type endopeptidase activity; zinc ion binding
Source: RefSeq, a predicted model, not a curated record
AUGGAGGACUUCUUGCGCCACAAACCGGCGGAGUUCAAUGGCAAGGUCUCUCCGGAUGAAGCGGAUGCUUGGCUCCGCAAGUGUGAGAAUAUUUUUAAAGUGAUGAAUUGCCCUGAUGAGCAGAAGCUACUCUUUGCCACUUAUCUGCUGAAUGAUGAUGCAGAGUAUUGGUGGAUGGGAAUGCAACAACAGAUGCAGACCCGAGAUGAACAGGUGGAUUGGACUAGCUUCAGGGCGCGGUUCCUGGAGAAAUAUUUCCCCGAUACCGCUAGACAAGACAGGGAGGCAGAGUUCCUCACACUACAGCAGGGGGAUAUGACAAUGCAAGAGUACGUGAACCAAUUUGAGCAUUUGGCGAGAUUCUCUUCACAGAAUAUGACAAAAGAGUGGAGGUGUUUGAAGUUUGAGCGAGGACUCAAACAUGAGCUUAAGAAGGUGGUGACUCCUUUACGAGAGAGGAGAUUUCCUGUCUUGGGGGAACAGGCCAAGAGUGUCGUGUAUUUGGAGAAGAGUCCUGGCCCACUGACCAGUGGAGUAGGGGGAUCCGGUGAUCGUCACAAGUGCUUCAUCUGCAACAAACCGGGCCAUUUUGCUAAGAACUACCUUGAGAAGAAGAGCCCUGGUGCGAAGAAACCAGCAGUAGCCUCGCCAGCAGAACGAGCACGAGCAACUGGGAGAGUUUUUGCCAUGACAUCUACUGAGGCGACUCAGUCAGGUAAUCUUAUACUUGAGCCUUGUUUACUUAUGGGGCAGGAGGUAUUAGUUUUAUUUGAUUCUGGCGCAACUCAUUCCUUUAUCUUUAAUGCUUGUGUGGGACGAUUGAGUCUGGUGACACGUGACUUGGGGUGUGAGUUGCUUGUUUCAACUCCUUCCUCGGGCCAGGUAGCUACCAGUUCAGUCUGUGUUGGGUGUUCAAUGGUGGUGGCAGGUCACAGAUACAAGGUGAAGUUGGUGUGCUUGCCCUUGGAGGGAUUGGAUGUGAUAUUGGGAAUGGAUUGGUUUUCUAUCAAUCACAUCAUAAUUGAUUGUGGACGGCGCAGUUUGGUAUUCCCAGAACAUGAAAGGUUGGAAUUGAUAUCAUCUCGGGAAGCUGCGAAAGCAUUAUAA